Molecule: messenger RNA, 1557 nt
Organism: Colletotrichum higginsianum IMI 349063
Lineage: Eukaryota; Fungi; Ascomycota; Sordariomycetes; Glomerellales; Glomerellaceae
Product: UDP-N-acetylglucosamine transferase subunit ALG13
Exons: 1
Coding region: 1-1557 (518 amino acids)
Source: RefSeq, a predicted model, not a curated record
AUGGGUUUCGCAUUCCCAGCCGCUCGUCAGGUGUGCCACUCGCUGCGCGCGCUUUCGAUUAUCUUUGCCCUUGCCCUCAUCGCCGGCUCUCUUCCUACCACCGCGGCUGGGCUUGUCCAAAGAGACGCUGCUCCUCCAGCAGAAGCUUGGAACAGCAGUGCUGCGGCCGAGUGGUUGUUGACCAGAGAUAUCCAGCACCCAUCGACCGCCGCAGAGUCUCAGGUCAGAGAGGUGAUCGAGAUCCUCGCCGGCGUCCCGGGUAGCAAGAUCCCCGGCCCAUCCACGGCCUUGAAAACCGUCGAGACUCAGCUACAAAGGGGGCUUCAGGCUCGCGGCAGAAACAAAGGAAAAAUCGAGGUCUUCUUCAUCAUCUACGGCGGGAGUAACGGCGAUGUUCCCCUUCUCUCGUCGGUACUUCAAGGCAUGCUCGACAGACCGGCCAUCUUUGACGUAAAGCACGCCAUUGUCCUCGGGGAUAGCUACCGAGAUUUCUUCCCCGAUGGCUUGAAGGCGAAAUUCGCGAACGACAAUCAUGAGUGGGCUUCGAAAGUGAACCCGCCCCGGCGCGACCAGGCCGUUGCCAUGUUCAUGAAGAAGAUGGAGUCCAUCCUUCACGGAUGGAAGCCCGACCUCAUCGUCGCAAGCCACUUCAUCCCCCCUUCCGCCACCACACCUGAUCAGCGACGCCAGAUCCAGCAGCUGACCGCACCGGCCCGCGACCGGAUUCUGGUCGAGCUCCAAGUCUUCUACUUGCCAGGCAUCCGCUCCACCGCCCUCACGAAGAAGGACAUCAAGCCCAAUCACAUCCGGAUCUACGCACAGCAGCCCGAAAUCUGGGACAGCUCGUCCCCCAGUGCCGUAGGAGCGGCGAUGGUUGGGAAGCUUCCGCGACUGUCGGCCCGGUCCAGUACCGCCAAGCCGAGUCGCCAGGGCGAGGUGUACUCAUGGAUCGACAAACAGGGUAAACGUCCCAUCUUCUACAUGGGCAUGGGCAUGAAGGAACGCCAGUUCGAUAAGGACCAUGCCUUCCCAGCAUUCUUCGAAGUCGCCAAGCAGGAGCUGGCCGCCCUCACCGACUGGAGCUUCAUCAUUCUGCACAACGUCAAACGCUCAGAGUCUAGCUUCCGACGUAUCACUCAUAACGGACGCGUCUUCCAUCUCUUCGUCGGCGAAACGUCGUGGGCCACGUUGUUCCCGGAAAUGUCUCUGGUCCUGACCCACGGCGGCGUCGGCUCCAUGACGGACGCGAUCGCCGCCGGUGUCCCCCAAAUCAUCCUGCCGACGGACUACGCUGCUGAUCAGACGUACUUCGCACGGCGGCUGGAAAAGAUGGGCGUCGGCAUCGGCCUGCCGCAGAUCCCCUAUUCCGCGCUCUCCAAACCGGACUACGUGUCCGUCAAGGAGAUCCGGGACGCCUUCUCCAAGAUCAGGACCAACAGGAAGCACUACAUCGACGGCAUCAGGCCAUUCCGUAAGAACUUGGCCGAUACCAACGCCUUAGGCAACACCUUCGAGCUCGUCGAGAGGAUGUGCGCGGGCUUGAUCGCCAGGGCCUAG